This is a messenger RNA of Canariomyces notabilis, 1995 nucleotides long. RefSeq names its product amino acid transporter. Gene Ontology annotation, biological process: amino acid transmembrane transport. Gene Ontology annotation, cellular component: membrane. Bases 216 to 1841 code for a protein of 541 amino acids. The transcript has 4 exons. The record is from RefSeq and is a predicted model, not a curated record. Lineage: Eukaryota; Fungi; Ascomycota; Sordariomycetes; Sordariales; Chaetomiaceae. Gene Ontology annotation, molecular function: L-amino acid transmembrane transporter activity.
CACGCAACUUGGAUGGGCAGCCUUCAAAUGCUAGGGUGAAGAGGUACAAGACCCUUCAUUAAUACCGUGACAUUAUACCCCGCCGUCGACCACUGCGUACAUGUAUAAGAUCGGCAGCUUCUGCUGACACUUCCCGCUGGGUAACCCUACCAGUACACAGUUCACAACUUCACCGCGCACACUUAGACGCCCGCGGAUAGCGGAGUUUGAACAUCAUGAGCUCCUUCACCAAGGCCCCGAGUGAGGAGGCGGCUAUCGAAGGGGUGAAAGAUGAUGUGCACGGAAAGCCGGCACCGCAGUCCGACACGGAUGAGGUCACGGUGGGCGAGAUCCAGGAGAACACCUAUGCCUACGAUGACUCGCGCAAGCUGGGCAUCACCGGCGCCGUCUUCCUCAUCCUCAACAAGAUGAUCGGAACCGGCAUAUUCUCCACUCCCUCGAGCGUUUUUGCCGCCACGGGCUCGGUUGGCGUGAGUCUGAUGCUGUGGGUUAUUGGCGGCUUCCUGACCUUCUGCGGCCUCAGCGUGUGGCUCGAGUUCGGCCUGGCAAUUCCGCGCUCAGGGGGCGAGAAGAACUACCUCGAGUACAUCUACCGCCAUCCGCGGUAUCUCGCCACUUGCGUCCUCGCCUCGCAGAUGAUCCUGCUGGGCUUCUCGUCGGGCAACUCGCUCGCCUUUGGCCGGUACAUCCUCUACGCGGCCGGCAACGAGCUCAAGGACAGCUACCGAGCGCGCGGCAUCGGCGUCGCAUGCAUCACGUUUGCCGUCCUACUGCACGCCGCGUUCCCGAAAUGGGGCAUCCGCCUGUUCAACACGCUCGGGGUCUUCAAGGUGGUGGUGCUGCUCUUCAUUGUCUUUUCCGGCUUCGCUGCCUUGGCCGGCCACAGGCUGGUCGAGGACCCGCGCAACUUUGAUAACGCCUUCGCUAUCGAGGCUGGCGAGGGCUAUGGCGGCGGCGGCGCGUAUGCGUAUUCAAACGCCCUGCUGAACAUUGUCUACAGCUACAAGGGGUGGGAGAAUGCGAAUUAUGUGCUGAGCGAACUCAAAGAUCCGCGCCGAACGCUGACGAUUGCCGCACCGCUUGCCGUCGGGGGAGUUACCAUUCUCUACGUCCUGGCAAACGUGGCCUACUUUGCCGCCAUCCCAAAGUCGGAUAUUGCAACGUCCGAGGUGAUUGUCGCCGGCCUGUUCUUCAGGAACGUGUUUGGUGACAGUGCCGGCGCCCGCUCGCUUCCCGUCUUUGUUGCUCUGAGCAAUCUUGGUAACGUUCUGGCUGUCAGCUUCGCCCAUGCGCGUCUGAACCAGGAACUGGGAAAGGAGGGAUUGUUGCCCCUGAGCCGCUUGUGGGGUUCCAACAAGCCGUUCAACUCGCCAGCUGCCGCCUUAUUCCUCCAUUGGCUGGUAACCGUCAUUGUCCUGCUCGCGCCACCGCCAGGACCAGCGUACAACUUCAUCGUCAACCUGUACACGUACCCGGGCGCCUGGAUCAACAGCUUCGUCGCCGCAGGGCUCAUCUACCUGCACUAUCAGAAAUCAGAGGCGUGGAACCCCGCGUGGCGCACCUGGCUGCCCGUUAUCGUCAUCUUCCUGCUGUGCCACGCUUUCCUGGCCAUCGUGCCCUUCAUCCCGCCCGCCGACGGAGACUUUUGGGCCGAGGGAUACCCGUACUAUGUCUUCCCUGUCGUGGGGGUCGGUGUCCUGAUCCUCGGCGGCAUCUACUGGGUGCUGUGGACCAAGUUCUGGCCGGCUGUGCGCGGACACAAGAUUGUUGCCGAGAGGAUUAUUGACGAGGAGGGUGUUGAGGUUGUUCGGUAUCGCAAGGUCAAGACACAUGUUUCAUGAGUGUUGUGGGAGGAGUAGGUGGAAGAAUAUAAUGUAAUGAUCACCUUCAUCAAUGAAUGUGUUAAUACACGUUGGAACACUCACCUCAUGGCCACCUAUCAUCGUCCUAUCAUACAGAUAGAUGCUUACAAAGAAAGCCGGACGUGAGGGUCCU